GGACGCCAUUUGUUAUCGUGUUGGUAUUCCUGUCCGGAUCCCUGUUUAGUGACUUUUCAACAACCAAUUGCCACUUAUCAUCCACCAUUAUGCUAGCUUCUAUUGAAACCGUAAUUCAAACAAGUUAUUGUAUAUUAUUUUUUUAUCGAAAUGUGCUUUAAAAAGUCGUUUUGUUAAGAAAAACUUCGAUGAAACUCGUGUAAUAAACAUAAAGAGUGCAAAACUAUAGUGUUACGCCAGUGAUUUUGUGUGACAAAUACAAUCAUACGCCAAAAAAGCCGGGAUUUCAAAUAACAAAGUUACCAGGGUUGAAUAUAAAAUUCAUGCCUUGAGAAAAGUUAUAUCAAAUAAUUCGGAAUCCAUUACAGAUAAAAUGGAUUCAGAAGGUAAGGAUGAGCAAACUGUGGAUAAAUCUACUAGCAUAACAAAGACAAAUAUUGUGGAAAAUAAUCAAGUAACAAAACAUUCUAUUUUUGAAGCUUUAGAGCCACCAAAUGGCGAUAGAGAGGAGUUAUUGGAAGAAAUACAUGAAGCAGCCGGUGAGCUUGCACACAAUAUAAUUUCCGAUGCACAUUUAGAAUCAAAUAUAUUAGUUAUAGAAAAUCAAAAUAAUGAAAAUCUUGAAAGGGAUAGUGAGAUGAUGGAUCAUACAUCACUAGAAGUGAUCAGUGAACCAACUAACACACAAAGUGGCAGUAAAUAUGAUUCUACUGAAAGUGCUGUUUCAAAACCAAGCUCUACACCCACAAAUGAUGCUAGUGAAGUUACUUCUGAUUUAUUUGCUCAAAAUGAACAAAUGACAGCAGAACAUCAAACAAAAGAUGACGAUUGUACAAACAUACAAGAAGAUACUGAAAAUAGUUUUAAAAAUGCAAGUAUCGAUCAAAAUCUAGGAAGUGAAAAAGCCUUGGAAAGUACACAAGUUUUAGAAGUAAGUUCUGAUAUAUUUGCUGAAAAUGAAGAAAUCAUAGCAGAACAACAAACAAAAGAUGUCAAUUAUGCAAUAAUGCAAGAAGAUACUGGAGAUAGUUUUAAAAAUGCAAGAAUUGAUCAAAGUGAGAAAGCCUUGGAAAGUGUACAAGUUUUAGAAGUUAGCUCUGAUUUAUUUGCUCAAAAUGAACAAAUCAUAGCAGAACCUCAAACAGAACAACAAACAAAAGAUGACGAUUAUACAAAAAUACAAGAAGAUACUGAAAAUAGUUUAAAAAAUGCAAGAAUUGAUCAACAUCUAGAAAGUGAAAAAGUCUUGGAAAGUGCACAAGUUUUAUCAUCAACUGAUGAAAAUGUUGAUGCCAUUUCAAAUUCUAUUGUUUCAGGUAUAACAGAUAAAGUAGCAGAUGAAUUUAAUCCCGAAUUAUCAUCUGAAAUAAUUCAGGAAAGUAAAGAAAUUGAGAAAGACAAAGAUGUUGAAUUAGAUGAUGAACUAAAGGAUUUGGAACUGACAGGAUUACAAUCUGGUGAGUCAACUGAGCAAGUAGAUAAAGUCUCUAUGCCAUCUGAUCGGUUAGCCGUUCAAGAAGAAGAUAUUAACAUUGAAAAUCAAUUAGAAUCUCCCACUUCAAAAACAUUUGAUGAAAAAGGAGGUUCUAAACCUGAACUGCCUGCUUCUGAUAAUAGCAUACAGGCCGACAUAUCUGGCAAGAUUAAUGAUCGUUCCUCAGAUCAUUCUUUCAAUUUAGGAAGUGAAGAAAUGUGUGAAACUGAAUGCAUUGUUGCUAAAAAUAAUGAUCCACAAUCUAGUAUUCAAACUGAGCAAACACAGACUAUUGAUCCAAAGUCAUCUGCUAUUCAAAAUGAAAACCCAUGUAUAAAUGAUCCAGAAUGCAUUUCUCCCACAAUUGAAAGGUCAUGUGGAGUUGAUCCAAAAUCUAUCAACAAAAAUGCAGAACCUUGUGAGAAUUAUCCACAAUCUACUGCCACUAAGAUAUGUGAAGAUUCUUUACAAUGCACCGACACUGCAAAUGAAGACCCUUGUGAUCCAGAGUCCAGUACUUGUGCUACUCAGUUUGAACAAGUUAACUUGGAUGGAAUUGAACAGGAAAGUACUUCUGAUUUAAAUACUGUUGAAUCACCUGCACAUGAUGUACUUCAACCUAAUGAGGUGGCCUUGGAGGUGGCUGAUGAACCACUUGCCAUUCUGCCAGAUAGUGAAAGAGAAAUUACUCAGGCUGAAAAGGAAGCAGCAUCUUCUUUGCCUACUCUCAAAGAUAUUGCAGAAAAAGUGCAAAUUCCUGAUGUUGCUCUCCAAUCUGAAGAGAUCCAGGCUGAGGAUGGUGACAUAAAAAUAUAUGAAUAUGACAAGCAAGAUCAACAAGAUUGCUGCCAAUGCAAUGAGAAAAAAGUACCCCAAUAUCACCUUUCAAAUGAAGAUCACACAGCCAUUUAUAUUUGUGAUGCCACAUGCUUAGCUUCAUUCAAAAAAACUAAGACUACGAAAAAGAUCACUAUGCUCCCAGAUGACAGAGUGGAAUUAGGAGGUAACAAUUUCAGGGAAGCCUCUAUAAGUGAGAUCCCCCCUUUGGUUUUUAUAAGGAAAUGUUUCUGCUGCGGAAAAAAAACAGAUGAUAUUGAAAAUAAUUUAAAUUGGGAAAUAAUGGAUUUUUGUAAUGAAGUUUGCCUAUCAAAACAUCAAAAAGUCAUAGGUUCAACGUGUGUCAUUUGUCAAGUAGAUGUGAAACCUACGUCUCUUGGAAAAUAUUGUGUGAGGUUUGGAAAUGAUAUUCGUCAGUUUUGCUCUAGUCAUUGUCUUGAACAGUACAAAAAAGGUCUUAAAGUCUGUUCAUACUGUCAGCAAGAUAUGUCACAGAACCCAAAUGGGUUUUUGGCCCCUGUUGGUGAGAAAGGACAGUUUAAAGAUUUUUGUUCCAAGAUUUGCAUGGAAAAAUAUGACAUAAUGACUAAUGACAAGCCUCCUAAAGUUGAACCUGGAACAAAAUGUUCAGUUUGUAGUGUAGAAAAAAUAUCAAAGGAAUUUGAAUAUGAUGAACGUUCAAACUACUUUUGCGGGGAACCCUGUUUUGUUGCAUUUACAUUUGUCAAUAAAAUAUCACCUGAAAAAUGUGUUAUGUGCAAAAGGCAUUUUAGUAAGUCUGUUCUAGAAAAACACACAAUGUAUUAUGAUAAUGUUCAAUACAGUUUUUGCUCCAACAGCUGUGAAAACAUUUAUAUAAUUGCAAAUAGAAAAAUUGUCCCUUGUCUCUGGUGCAAAGUGAAGAAGUACAAUUUUGAUAUGAUAAAAAAAUAUUCUAAAACUGAGCCUGUAAUUAAUGUGUGCAGUCUUAACUGCCUCCAUAUGUAUAAAAUAUCUUUAAAAGCUAGGGAUGCAAUACCAAGUCCAUGUACUUUGUGUAAAAAAGAAGGAGGUCCACCAUAUUAUUUAACCAUGUCAGAUGCAAGCCUAUUAAAUUUUUGCUCUUAUGGAUGUGUUUUGGCUUUCCAAAAUCAGGGAACAAAAAAAGUUUCAAACAAAAAAGGAAAAGAGACUGCUAGAAAAAGUAAAAAACUAUCUACUUCUGACGAUGGUUUGACUGAUAGCAUAACUAAACUUCCUGUUAUAUCAAACGUUCAAAGUUUGGCCAGCACAAAUGGACCGAUUACUCCGCCUCAACUCCAUACCCCUAUUAAACCGAGAUCAUCAACCAGAAUCACUAGAUCAAAAGCGGCUACAUCUUCAUCUACAGCUACAUCUUCGUCUACAGCUACUUCUUCGUCUAUAGCGACUGCAACCGUACAAAGUAUUGAUUUACCAGUUCAAGUACAAGUGAAGCAACAUUAUAUUGUGAAAACAAAAUCUAAUCCGGAACAGAGAAAUGUUGCUGUGAUGUGUCAACCUAGGAAAGCUGUUAAAUCGGUACAAACAACUCCAGUAAUGAAAGAUGCAAGUGUACAAACCCAAAUAGAUGACAUAAAUAAAAUGUUGUUACCCGUCCCUGUACCCAUUUACGUUCCUGCGCCAUGUCACAUGUAUUCAACUCCAGUACCAUUUCCUGUACCUUUUCCCUUACCAGUACCUAUUCCAAUUUUCAUACCAACUACAAGAAACAGUGCUGCGGGUAUUAUGAAGGAAAUUAAAAAAAUUCAAGUCAAGAUCCCAACAGAUCCUUAUGAAGCAGAGCUUUUAAUGAUGGCUGAAAUGGUAGCAGGAGAAAAAAAAGAAGAUCACACAGAUUCGGAAAGCGAUAUUGAUGAGGAUACAGGAGAUGCUGGUGAUUAUAGUCCUGAACCGGUUGAUGCUAAUAAUACAUUUGGUGAUGACAUGCUUCAGAUGGCUUUGAAGAUGGCUACUGAACUCGAUGAACCUGCUGUGGACCUUGAAGGAGCACUUACUGCCAGUACUAUUACAGCUCCACAAGGUGCCCAUCCAGUAGAACCACAUCCUCAAGAAGAGAACGUGGAUGACCCUCAGCCUAUCCUUGCUCAUAAUAUGGUCGAAAAAUCUGCAUCGCGGGGAAGGAAACGAGGAGUGAGAGGAGCUCCUCGCGGUGCUCCAAAACGGGGCAGAAGAAUGUCUCAUCACCAAGUUGACAUACCUCUGAUGCAACCGGUUCAACCUCCACCACCUCCAGAACCCCAAGAAAAACCAGAUGCUAAUAUGUGUCUUAAGUAUACUUUUGGUGUAAAUGCUUGGAAGCAGUGGGUUACAACAAAAAAUGCAGAAUUGGAAAAAUCUACUAGACGAGUGAAACUUUUUAAAACCGAAAUUCUUCAGUUAACCGCAGACGAAUUAAACUAUUCCCUUUGUUUGUUUGUCAAAGAAGUUCGAAAACCCAACGGUCAAGAAUAUGCCCCCGAUACAAUAUAUUACUUGUGUUUGGGCAUACAACAAUAUCUAUUUGAGAAUGGUAGAAUUGAUAAUAUAUUUUGUGAUCCGUAUUAUGAAAAAUUCACUGACUGUUUGGACGAAGUAGCUAAGAAAUUCUCCGUUUUAUAUAAUGAUUCACAUUAUAUUGUUACUAGAGUGGAAGAGGAACAUCUAUGGGAGAGUAAGCAACUAGGAGCUCAUUCUCCACAUGUUCUCUUAAGCACAUUAAUGUUCUUCAAUACAAAACACUUUAAUUUAACAUCGGUAGAUGAACACAUGCAACUAUCCUUUUCUCAUAUUAUGAAACAUUGGAAGAGAAAUCCGAAUCAGCCAGGUGCCAGUAAAGUUCCAGGUUCUAGAAAUGUGUUGUUGAGGUUUUAUCCGCCGCAAUCUGCCUUGCAAAACAAUCAACGAAAAAAAAAAGUUUAUGAGCAACAGGAAAAUGAAGAAAACCCCCUAAGAUGUCCUGUAAAACUUUAUGAAUUUUAUUUAUCAAAAUGUCCUGAAAGUGUGAAAACAAGAAACGACGUAUUUUAUCUUCAACCAGAACGAUCGUGUGUGCCUGACAGCCCCGUGUGGUAUUCGACGAUGCCACUGCCAAGAGAAGCACUUGAAAAAAUGUUACACCGAGUAAAGAUGGUUAAAGAAAUCAAUGUGGCUUUGCUUACCACUUGAAUAUUUUGUUUAUAUCAAGCAGUUAAUACCGAAUUUUACAAAAAUAUGUUAUCGCAGAAGAAAGUCACUUUUCGGAUAAAGUUUUUUUUAAUAUCAAAAGUUAGGGAAUUUGUUUUUGAAACAAAGCUAACCUUUUCGGUAAUAAUUAUCCUUUCUUACGAAAUGUUGAAAUUUUCACGGCAAUACGUUAAUUUUCUAAAAAGAUCUAGGAAAAUUGAUAGAUCUGUGCACGUUCUAGACUUUUCUUAGCUGUUUCUUUAUUAUUUCUUUUUAUUGUGAUAUAAAACACCCGCCUUCUUCCCAAAUAUGAAAAGUACAUUUUUGUAAUAUUACUAGUGCUGGACAAAUGAAGUGAAUACUUUAUCUAGAUUGAUUGAUUGCCAUCAAUUUUUGGAAAUCGCGAUAAGAUUUUUUAUUGUCGAAAUAUUUGCAGCUCAAACUUGGUUAAUAUGUAAUAGUUCAAGUUUCCAGCAGUUUGUAUAAAAGUUUUUGACAUGAGUGUCAUUUGGAAUAUUUAGUUCAUACAUAGCUAUGUGACCAUUUGGGAAAAGUUAUUUAUGUCAUUAGGCCAAGAAGUGCUUCUUUGCCUAAUGACAUAAUUAUUUUCUCUUAACAUAGGUGCUAGUGCUUGAAAUCAAAAGGCUGAAUAGUCUAUUAAUUUUUGUGAAAAAUAUAACUCAUACAAUAAUUUCAACAGUUCCCUAACUUUUGAUUUGCAGUCUAUUGUUAACUUUGAAAGCUGCUUAUGGUCCAAAUAAAUAAAAUCGUGGGAAGUUCAACACUCCUAAUGAUGAAAACAAAAAUAAUUUGAAAAUAAUAUUUCAAAGAUUCCACUGAAAAAGUGUAUUUUCAGUACUCUGAUCUAGCCAAAAGCAACUUCUUUUUAUUUUAUUUUUUGUGAUAUCUGGCACUGUAUGUUUUAAUUAUAAGAUAUCAAUAUUGUAUUACUAUUAUUAUUAUUGUGUUAUUAAUAAUUGAAUUUAACAUUAUAAUUUAAGAGCUAGCAAGCAGUUUUUGAAUUUGUGUUUACUUACUUUUGUUUGUGUGACCUGCUACUACAAAAAAUAAGGCUUCCAUUUCCUGUGACCCCGAGAAGGACACGAAAAGCAAAAAACCUACUGGCUAUUUUUGAAAUCCUCUGGUACUUAUAGGGGGUGACUAUAUCUUUUUUUUUAAAUAUAAACAAAUGAAAUUUAGUAUCAUAAAUAAGUAGGCGAUAGGCGACGUAUUCUAUUUCUUCAAAUGGAACUAGGGUGAGGCAUUAGCAUAUUCGUAAAGCGCCUUCUAUUACUGACAAGAUGAUACCCCAUGUCUCUCAGUUGAGUGACAGAAAACGUCAAAAUACAUCAAAAAAUGCAUAUUUAUGUAAUCAACUUAUGUACCGAAUUUCAUUUGUUAAAAAACAAAAAGUUUAUUGUUUUACCCAAUGUCUAUUUCGUGUAAAUUAACGAUAGUUUUGCCUGCUAGUUUGUUAUUGUGUAAGUUUUCAAAAAUUUCUCAUCCUUUUUGGGGACUUCUAGGAGCCACCAAUAGUAGUAAGACUAAUAUGAAUUUGAAAUAAUAUAAUUAAAAAAUGUAAUGCAUCUUGAGAUACCUAUUAAUAUUUACUUUUAUAUUGUUGAUAUUAUUUUUGUAUUUUAUUUGAUUAUGUCUUCCUUUUUUGGAUAACGAACUUUAUACACAUUUUUGCUUGCGCCAAGAAAGAUAAUAAUAUAGUAAUUUCUAUAUGAUAAUGUCAAUUGGUUUUAUAUUGGUUGUUUUAUAAAAUUAAACAAUUUACAUUACGAAUAUAUAGGUGCUCGAAGUGACUAGCUACAUGCGAUAAAAUUCGGCGUUUUUGCCCAGUAAUCACCUUUUUGGCUAAAAGUAGUUUUGGGGAACUAUGUUGUGAUUUAUGUAAAAAAGCCCAGCCAAGUACCGCAUGGUGUCAAGUGGGUAGUAUACCUACUAUUUAUAAAUCAAUCGCAGCAAUUUUCAGUCCUCGGGUUUACCAGGGUCAUGAAGCAACUCCAAGAGAGGGCCACGUUGGGGUCAUUGAUUUCAAUAUUUAUAAUCAUUGUCCACAUUUUUUUGAACAGCGUCCUCUUUGUUUACUGUUCUUCAACUUCUAAGGGUUAGAAAUUGCUGACGAUAAUUUCUGGUACUGUUUGCAUAACACCACAUCAUAAAAAUGUAUUGAUUAUAAAUUCUUGUGUAUAUACGUAUUCUCCUACAACAAUUGGGAUAAUUUGAAAAUUAUUUUUUUUAUUGUAAUUUCAGUAAUGAAAAUAUAAAACGCAUUAGUUAGGUAUAGGUUUAGUUUCCAUUUAU
Molecule: messenger RNA, 7786 nt
Organism: Ceutorhynchus assimilis (cabbage seed weevil)
Lineage: Eukaryota; Metazoa; Arthropoda; Insecta; Coleoptera; Curculionidae
Source: the annotation of a GenBank genome assembly